Lytechinus variegatus (green sea urchin) is the source of this 1930-nucleotide messenger RNA. RefSeq names its product prolyl 4-hydroxylase subunit alpha-1-like. Gene Ontology annotation, cellular component: endoplasmic reticulum. Gene Ontology annotation, molecular function: iron ion binding; protein binding; L-ascorbic acid binding. The record is from RefSeq and is a predicted model, not a curated record. Gene Ontology annotation, biological process: peptidyl-proline hydroxylation to 4-hydroxy-L-proline. The transcript is spliced from 14 exons. NCBI's taxonomy places the organism in Eukaryota, Metazoa, Echinodermata, Echinoidea, Temnopleuroida, Toxopneustidae.
UAACAUUGUACACGUGGACGAAAUUCAAUAGCGAGAGUUGCUGAUGACAGCUCAGCGAGAUUUCGGAAGGAAGUUACAUCCCGGUUUAGCAGCUGAAAAUUAGACAGAUAAUCUCUCAAGAUGCUAAAGAUACUAGCAUCCAUCGUCCUGCUGAGCCUCUUUGGUCUCUUGACAGUAAAAUGCACCGACCUCUUCACUGCCAUGUCGGACCUAGAGGGUGUCUUUGAAAAAGAGGAAAGAAUGAUUGAAGCGGUGGAGGAGUAUAUUCGACAGGAAAGGGAGAGACUUGUCAAGAUCGAGGGCAAGCUGGAAAACCUGAGGCGUCUGAACCGGGAGGGACAAGAAGACAUGGCAUCCUAUCUGAGCCAUCCGUUCAAUGCUUUCUUGCUCAUAAAGAGGUUUAUGUGGGAGUGGGUGGAUCUAGAAAACUGGAUCAAGAUCAGUAUGCCUUCAAGAGAAUACAUCUUCAAUGUAACUGGUCUUAGGAGUAAGCUACCGCAGCAGAGUGAUUUAGAUGGAGCUGCCGAUGCCCUUUGGCGUUUGCAGGACACCUACAAGUUUACACCAGCUUCGUUGAUGGAAGGAGCAAAAAUGGAAGAUAAUCUCAAAGCUCACCAUAGCUUUGAAGUAGGCCGCCUUGCCUACCAUGUCGCCGAUGAUAAAUACCAUGCCAUACCCUGGAUGGAACAAGCCUAUAAGUGGCUCAACAGCGAGACCAAGCAAGGUGACUUCUUCAAGAUGAACGAGACAGAAAUCCUUGACCAUCUUGCCUAUGCAAGCUUCUCUGAGGAAAGGUUAGAAGAUGCUGCUGCAUUCACAGAUAAACUAGUCUUAUUAGUCCCAGACUCUAAACGUUACGCCGACAACAAAGCCUACUACCAAUACCUCCUUGACAAGAAGUACAGACCAAGGGGUGAGACGGGGGACCUUAAAGGACUGUCUUUAGAAGAAGAAGAAGAAGAAGAAGAGGAAGAGGAAGAAAUGGAUGAGGAGGAUCUACGGAACGUUCAUCCUGAUAUUCGGAAGUACAGAGCGCUAUGCAGAGGAGAUGAAGGUGUUGUCAAGUACAUCACAAAGCCGAUGCUUCAGACUUGUAGCUACGCACAUUACAACAAUCCUUUCCUGAUACUACAACCUGCGAAAGAAGAAGUCACCUUUGUCAAACCUAAGAUCAUCGUUUAUCAUGACAUCAUCAGUGACCAGGAGAUAGAAGCACUCAAGUACUUGGCCAAACCAAGGCUUGAACGGGCCACCAUUUAGAACUCGACAUCAGGCUAUUUAGAACAGACAAAGUUUAGAAUCUGCAAGAGUGGUUGGGUGGCACACAACGAGUCGGAAGUCAUCAGGCGGAUUUAUCAGAGGGUCGGUGCGUACACCGGACUCUCAAUGAAUGCUACUGAGUUCCUGCAGAUAGCCAACUAUGGUUUAGGAGGACAUUACUUGCCACAUUUUGAUUUUACAAAGGAUAUUAAAACAACAGAAAAUGGCAACAGAAUAGCAUCCAUGUUAUUUUAUUUGAGUGAUGUUACUAAAGGAGGUGCUACAGUAUUCAUAGACGCAGGGGCAAAAAUCAAGCCUGGAAAGGGAUCUGCAAUCUUUUGGUACAAUCUUUUCAAAAAUGGAAGAGUGGAUGAGAGAACUAAGCAUGGAUCAUGUCCUGUAAUAUCUGGGUCUAAAUGGGUUGCCAACAUAUGGAUGCGAGAGCACGGCCAGGAGUUUAGACGGCCUUGUGGGAUCGGAAGGAGUGAGUGAGUUACGUAGAGUGUAAUCUUCAGUUAAUCACAUGAUCUUCAGUCAUCUUGCGAAGCCGUACUUGCCAACCACACUCUCCAGCUCCUCAGUUUCACACAGCACACUUGGUGAUUUCAAGAUCAGUGUUGACCUUUUGGUGUUGGUGUUAGGUCAAUUUUUACACGAUUAUAACACCAAA